AUGGCCAGCCGUGCAGCCCAGAAGCGCGUAGGUUUGACACGCGAGUACAAAAGCAUUACGGAAAACCCGCCACCAUACAUCACAGCACAUCCGUCGGAGUCAAACAUAUUGGAAUGGCACUACAUCAUCACCGGCCCCGAAAACACGCCGUACCACGGAGGUCAAUAUUGGGGCACCCUCAUAUUCCCGCCAAACUACCCGUUUGCGCCGCCGGCGAUCCGAAUGCACACCCCUUCCGGUAGAUUCCAGCCAUCAAGUCGGCUGUGUCUAUCCAUCUCAGACUUCCACCCGCGAUCGUUCAACCCGGCCUGGGAGGUCUCGACCAUCCUGAUAGGCUUGCUCUCGUUCAUGACGUCGGAAGAGAUGACGACAGGUUCGGUGUCGGCCAGCGAGGCGGAGCGGAAAUACCAUGCGGCACGUUCACGAUGGUGGAACUCGACCGGUGGCGGGUCGCAUCUCAAGGCUGAUCACAGCUCGGGCAAACACAACGUCAAGGCUGGCGACGGCGGGGCCAAGUUCAAGUCUGAGUGGCCCGAGAUCGACCAGGAGAACUGGAAGUGGAUGCGCGAAAACAAGAUCGAUCCGGCGACGGGGAACAAGAUCGUGGAGAACGGCGGCCCUUCUUCAUGCGGGCCGCAGCUCGGCAUCGCUGCUAAGAGUGGUCACCAGGCCCACGCGGUGGUGGACGCGGUAAUCCAGCAGAGGGAUGCCGGGCAGGGUUGGCUGUUUCGGAACAAGCUAUUGCUUGCAAGUGGGGUCAUCUUCAUUUAUGUUUUGAUCGCUCGGCUUCUCGGAGAGGGUAGCUCGUAAGCACUACUCGAGAGCAUGAGUUGCAUCUGCGGUUCUGGCAUCGGUGAAGAAUGGAAGCACUACUCCGUCUGAUCGCCAGAGCUGGCGCCAGCCUUCGGAGGAACUUCUAGCGCGGGGUAGGGAGUUCUUCACGGGGCGUUUGGGAUACACUCGCGGGCUGUGCUUGGCUUUGUGGUCGCGUCGCUGGGUUUUUUCUAAUUGAUGGCUUUGGUCUAGCCCUGGGUACGAUACCUCUGAAACUGCUCGACACUUUUCGACGCGGGAGAU
Messenger RNA from Thermothielavioides terrestris NRRL 8126, 1077 nucleotides. RefSeq lists its product as uncharacterized. The coding region runs from base 1 to 810 and encodes 269 amino acids. NCBI's taxonomy places the organism in Eukaryota, Fungi, Ascomycota, Sordariomycetes, Sordariales, Chaetomiaceae. The record is from RefSeq and is a predicted model, not a curated record. The transcript has 3 exons.